ACAAGAAGGAUGGAGAAUUCUCUGGAAAAAUCCCUCCCAUCACAGCCUUCCCUCUUUUUUCACCAAGUACACACUUGGCCACUAUACAAGUUUUGGUGAAAUUUGAUCAACUUGAAUCCUUAAACAACGAGACAAGGCGGUUUUCUGUAGAGAGUUGCUUCCUGAAUGGAGCUUGGAGCUACAUGCAGAACAAGUAGGUCUACUUCAUAUGAGAGGCUGGUGGUAAUAGGCUUGGCUCUUCUAGCUGUGCUUUCUCCUCUCUAUAUUGACCGGAAACUGGAAAGUGAUGAAGAACCUGAGGAGGAGCCCUUCAGUCUUGUUUCUUGGUUGCCUCUGCUGCUCUUGGUGUUGAUCUUGGCCAUUGUUUUGUCGCAUUACUUAGAUCAGAGCUGUAGCAGGUUUGAUCCUUAUUGGAUUCACAGAGUUGGUGGCUCUUCUUGUGGUAUCAUUUUGAUUCUCUUGGUGCUUAUACUGGUUUUGAAGUGCAAAGGUUUUGUAAAGAACUGGGAGGCCUGGCUUAAAUGAGAGAGAGAAAGAGAAAGUCUCAAAGAUUUGGCGUGAUGCUGUGUUUGAGGAAAACGAAUAAGCAGCUUCUCAGUUUGGGGUUAAAAUACUUUUUGUAUCUUUUCAGAUAUAAGA
Molecule: messenger RNA, 639 nt
Organism: Quercus lobata
Lineage: Eukaryota; Viridiplantae; Streptophyta; Magnoliopsida; Fagales; Fagaceae
Exons: 1
Coding region: 166-525 (119 amino acids)
Source: RefSeq, a predicted model, not a curated record